Molecule: messenger RNA, 6041 nt
Organism: Megalobrama amblycephala (Wuchang bream)
Lineage: Eukaryota; Metazoa; Chordata; Actinopteri; Cypriniformes; Xenocyprididae
Product: repetitive proline-rich cell wall protein 2-like
Exons: 6
Coding region: 3151-4896 (581 amino acids)
Source: RefSeq, a predicted model, not a curated record
ACAAAUAUAGAUUUCGGUUAAGCCCCGAAUGUUCACAAUGUCUGGCUCCGCCCCUUAUUAUGUCCAUAAAUAAUUCACAUGGCCUACAUAGCCAGUACGAAUUAGGCUAUAGCCUAUAAUUUUUUAGCCACAAGACGAUUCUUGAUGAAUCAAAAAAACAAAAAGUUAGCUAUGAAUAUUAGCCUAGAAAAUGCUGCCCUACCAAAAUUUGUGAUUGCCCCCCCAGUCCAGCAAGCCUAGUACCGGGCCUGCGCGAACUCAUUCUGAACAGCUGAUGAAAAAGCAGAGACGAUUGUAGACGAAAAUGAAGAGAGAUUUUAUCUUAGUUUUUAUUUUAUACAAAACAUUUUCGUCUCGUCUUUUUUCGUCAACAAUAAUGCAUGUUAAUUUAUUCUUAGUCAGCGUUUUUGGACAGUGGUGCAGUCUUGUCAUCGUCUCGUCUUAGUCAUGAAAAAAAAGGUCGUUGACGAACAUAUUUCGUCUCGUCUCGUCUCGUCUGACGAAAUUAACACUACUGUCCACCUACCAGAUCCACUCAAUAACUGGAAGGCCCCUCAGUCGAAGAAACGUCAAUCAUAUUGUCGGACUCGUUCAACUCCAAGUGGGUGUUCUUCACGUCGAACAACUCCAUCUGCUGGUUCUGGAGUCCAGAUAGCAAUUACGUUUGGGCCACAUGUGAGUAUUAUCUGGCACAUAUGGCCUAGAUGUGGCAUGGCUGAACAGAUAUGGGCCAAAUUGUAGCCAUAUUUGUUUUGCCAUAAUUUUAAAAACUGCGGGAAAUGCUCUCUUGGUUCACAACUGAUUUUGAGGUCUAUGGCCCAGAUAACAACAAACACAUGAGAACCAUAUGUGGUUGAGCUAUGGCACACAGUGAGAAAAGCCGACUUGUGGUAAACAUUUGGCUUAUACGUGGAAAAACACAGGAAUCCUGAAAUCAAGUGCGGCAAACAUCUGCCGUUCCACACCUCAGGUUGCUAUGCAUCUUCCCUCCUAUUGGUGGAGAGACUACGGCGCGAAUUUGACUGAGUGAGUAGUGAGACGCGGGCAGCGGGCGGCAUUUCUGCUUUCCUCACGACUGUGUACGUUCAGAUUUAUUCGGUGAGACUUUUCCUUCAAAUUAUCAUCAUGGACAUUGCAAGUAAAUGUAAACAAAAUAACCUUAGAAGGAGGGCUGUUAAAAAAGUAAAUUACUUAUUUGACUCCCUUGGUUGCGUUCAAGAUAGUGAGGAAGAAUUAGGCCUACACUCAGAUCAUUUAUCUACCAGGCAUGCCUCAGAUUCUGAGGAGCCAUGUGCUGAGUCAUCAUCAGAGGUGGAUUCUGAUGAUAAUCAAUCUGAUGAUGGGAAUUUAGUGAGUGUCGAUUUGGUUGCUUCACUGGCAGGCUGGGCUGUAAAUUUUGGAAUCUCUCUGAUUGCUUUGUCUGCCCUUUUGACUAUACUUAGGGUGCAUCUCCUUUUCCUUCCUAAAGAUGGUAGAACUCUGCUUAGAACAAAAACCUCGUACAAGACUCAAAUGAUAGCUGGUGGAGAUUUUCAUUACUUCGGUAUACUAAAUUCACUAAAGACAGCAUUUUAAAACAUGUGGUCCAAAGUUCCUGACCAACACAUUUUUAGACUGCAGUUAAACUUUGAUGGCAUUCCACUCUUUAAUAGCAACUCUGUACAGUUUUGGCCAAUACUUGGUAUUCUUCAAGACUGUUAAGUAAAGAGGCCCUUCGUAAUCGGACUGUUCUGUGGUAGCUCUAAACCAAAAUCUUUGAACGAAUAUUUGAAAGAUCUUGUAAGUGAAUUGAAAACACUGAGCUGUGGGUUUGGCAUUAAAGGCAAAUGGUUCUUUUUAAAAGUUAGUUCUGUUGUAUGUGAUGCACCUGCUAGGGCUUUUAUCAAAGCCAUCAAGAGUCACACUGGCCACUCUGCCUGUGGUAAAUGUACUCAAACUGGCUUGUAUCUCAAACACAGAAUGACCUUUCCUGAAAUGAAUGCCCCACUUAGGACAAACCUCUCUUUCCGGCAGAUGAUAGAUGAAGACCAUCAUGUUGCCAAGUCUCCUCUAAUAGAAACAAACAUUGACAUGGUUGGUGGUUUUCCUCAUGACUACAUGCAUCUGGUUUGUCUUGGGAUGAUGCGGAGACUUUUAGAUCUUUGGCUGAGUUCAGGGCCACUCCGUGUUCGAUUAUCUUCCCGGCUGAGUCAAGUAAUUUCAGAUUCUCUUGUAGGGUUGAGAUUUUACAUACCUUCUGAUUUUGCACGUAAACCAAGACCACUAACACAUAGACUGAGGUGGAAAGCUACAGAACUUAGGCAGUUCUUGUUAUACACGGGUCCAGUGGUCCUUUGUAAUGUCCUGGCCCCACCAGUGUACAGCCAUUUUAUGCUUUUGUCAGUUUCUGUUUAUAUUCUUCUCAGUCAGAAAUUUUGCUUUCUGUUAAAUGACUUUGCUCAUACAUGUCUAGUGUCUUUUGUUGAACAUUUCGGCGUGUUAUAUGGUCAGGAAUUUCUUUGUUACAAUAUGCAUGGAUUACUGCACCUCUGUGAGGACGUGAAGCAGCAUGGUAAUUUAGAUGAAUUUUCUGCUUUUCCUUUUGAAAAUUUCUUGGGCACUCUUAAAAAGCUUGUCAGAAGACCUAGCAAUCCUUUAGCCCAAGUCAUUCGCAGGCUAUCCGAAAUAAAUGCUCAGAGCAAUGCACGCGAUGAGACUAUCAAUAGGACCCUUAGACGUGAACACAACAAUGGCCCUGUACCUUUGAUAUUUUCAAAAGCAGUUAACCAGUUUCAAGAGGCUUUCCUUGGUGGUUUAGUCAUUAAAAUAACUGAAGGAGACAAUUGUGUGAAAAUACAGAAUAGUAUUGCCACUGUUGUGAACAUAAUUUUGAGCGAAGGAAAAGUAUUUUUUGUGUACAAAGAGUAUAAACAUAGAAGCUCUUUCUUUGACUAUCCAAUGAAUUCAAGUGAUUUGGGAAUUUUUGUUGUGAGGGAACUCUCCGAAGACGUGCACAUCUCAGAGUUUGAUGGCAAUAUUGAGAAGUAUGUUAGGUUACCUCUUAGAGAAAAUUUUGUUGUUUUUCCAUUACUACAUUCUGCACAAGUUCAUGAAACAGAAAAUUAAAUAUGGGAUGUGUGGCGAUAAACCAGUACAAAAGUCUCAGUUGGCAUGUUCCAUAUUGUUUCUUUUUUGGAAACAAAUGAGGUGGAAGUGGUGCCCAGCGGUUGGGUAGAUGGUGACCAAUGUGUCUGGCCACGCCUAAGAGGGGAGAGCCUCACAAAGGCUGUGAAACUUGCAAUGAAACCCAAGAAAGAGUGGAAAAUCUUUAAAGUAAAGCUUCUCUACACAACAGACAACUAUGAUGAUGCCAGGAAAAAGCUCCCUGAAGCAGAACUCUUCUCUGACAUUCAAUCUGAUACAGAGAGUGGGGCUAAAAAACCUAGACGAAUUAUGAAGAGCUUUAGACUUCAAAACUUUAAACUUUUGAGUGACAGUGAUGAUGAUGAUAAUGAAGGGCAAAAUUUUAAAGGCCUGGAACCACCGCCUCGUAUUAAGCCACCAGCAUUUCAAACAUUCAGUCAGUCAACUCAAAGCCCCUCUUCAGCAAGACAGCAGCCUCCUCUCUGCCAGCCAGCUAGUCAGCCACCAGCAAGUGACCAAUCCCCGUUCUACAAGCCAGCUAGUCAAAAUCACCAACCACCUCUCUACCAGCCAGCAAGUCAGCCAUCAGCAAGUGACCAAUCCCAGUUCUACAAGCCAGCUAGUCAGCCACCAGCAAGUGACCAAUCCCCGUUCUACAAGCCAGCUAGUCAGCCACCAGCAAGUGACCAAUCCCCGUUCUACAAGCCAGAUAGUCAGCCACCAGCAAGUGACCAAUCCCCGUUCUACAAGCCAGCUAGUCAGCCACCAGCAAGUGACCAAUCCCCGUUCUACAAGCCAGCUAGUCAGCCACCAGCAAGUGACCAAUCCCCGUUCUACAAGCCAGCUAGUCAGCCACCAGCAAGUGACCAAUCCCCGUUCUACAAGCCAGCUAGUCAGCCACCAGCAAGUGACCAAUCCCCGUUCUACAAGCCAGCUAGUCAGCCACCAGCAAGUGACCAAUCCCCGUUCUACAAGCCAGCUAGUCAGCCACCAGCAAGUGACCAAUCCCAGUUCUACAAGCCAGCUAGUCAGCCACCAGCAAGUGACCAAUCCCAGUUCUACAAGCCAGCUAGUCAGCCACCUGCAAGUGACCAAUCCCAGUUCUACAAGCCAGCUAGUCAGCCACCAGCAAGUGACCAAUCCCAGUUCUACAAGCCAGCUAGUCAGCCACCAGCAAGUGACCAAUCCCAGUUCUACAAGCCAGCUAGUCAGCCACCAGCAAGUGACCAAUCCCAGUUCUACCAGCCAGCUAGUCAGCCACCAGCAAGUGACCAAUCCCAGUUCUACAAGCCAGCUAGUCAGCCACCAGCAAGUGACCAAUCCCAGUUCUACAAGCCAGCUAGUCAGCCACCAGCAAGUGACCAAUCCCAGUUCUACAAGACAGCUAGUCAGCCACCAGCAUGGAGCCAACCACCUCUCCAACAGCUAGCUAGUCAGCCACUGCUAAAUCACCAACCAUCUCUCUUGCAGCUAAAUAGCCAGCCAAGUUUAGAUUACUUGCAGCCAGCAGGCUCAGAAUCUGGCAUAAGGAGAAACCAACCACUACAAAUUUUGCUAAGGGAGAUAUUGACAAAACAAGAAAUGCUUCUAGACCAGCAAAAUACAAUUAUGAGAAUUCUACAGUCAACACAUCGCCCAAGGCCUGAUGUCCAUGAUGGGGCCAAGUUCAGAGAUCGUCUUCCUGUCAAAGAUGUAGAGUCUCUCCGGUGCCUGGAGGCUGAGCUGAAGAUGAACCCUGAUUCUAAAUCAGAAUUGGUAAGAAAUAAAUUAUAGCCUAGUAGUUCGAAACAGUAAAGAAAUUAAAAAAUAAAAUACUUCAUAGUCUUCCCUGUAUGAACUAAAUAUAAAUCUGUUCUUAUUAAAGCUAUAACGGUGCAUUCACAAGCGGCGUAGCGCUAAAUUUUUUUCCCCCAUUUACUUUGAAUGGCUGAUGUCAUGCGUUGCCAAACUGAAUUUUGGGUUCCGUUGUGUCGCUUCACUGGCAUUGCUUGCGGCAGAAGUUGAAACUUUUCAAGCGCCAAUGAAGGCGUCAGCCAAUCAGAUCACCUUUAUGCAAAUAUCCUAGAGCGUUGCAGUCCAAGCUGAAAGUAAUGUGAUUGGCUAUUGUCACUAUGACAGUUGUUAACGCCAAGCUUCAGACCAAGCUACAUCAAGCAUCGACGCUGACGCUUCGCGUGAAUGCAGUGUAAUAGUUAUUCAAUCAAGGGCAGUAAGUUAUUUUCUCUCUUGUUUGAUUAGCUUUAAUGGCACAGAGAGCAAUAAGUAUAUUAGGCUGCUAAUUAUACUGACCAUACUAAUAAACAUCUAGUUUACACCCAACUGUUUAUGUUCACCUGAGACACAACCAACUGUUUACAUGAAUACUACACACGAUAGUCAUUUUGUCAGAUAACUGAAUUGGUUUUCUGUGUGUGCACUUUAGCUGUGUCAGCAUGUGCACCGCAUGGGACAGUUCACCCAAAAAUGAAAAUUAGCCCAUGAUUUGCUCACCUUCAAGUCAUCCUAGGUGUAUAUGACAUUCUUCUUUCAGAUGAAUACAAUCAAAGUUAUAUUGAAAAAUAUCCCGGCUCUUCUAAGCUUUAUAAUGGCAGUGAAUGACUGUUUCUGUUCAUAUAUUCUGUCUAGUGCAUCCAUCCACAAUUAAAGUAAUCCUCACGGCUCUGGGGGGUUAAUAAAAGCCUUCUGAAGCCAUGAGUUUGUGUAAGAAAAAUAUCCACCUUACACAAACGCAUCGCUUCCCUUCAGAAGGCCUUUAUUUACCCCCGAGAGCCGUGAGGAUUACUUUAAUCAUGGAUAGAUGCACUUUUAUGGACUUCAAAACAGAAACGGCCAUUCACUGCCAUUGGGACAGUUUUUUAUUAGGGCCCGAGCACCGAUGGUGUGAGGACCCUAUUGGAAUUGCUCCGUUUAUUAGGGCC